AUGUCAGUCGACCUCAUCUCGGUCUUUUUGUUUUUCGGAGGCAUCAUGUUGACGCUGGGAGUUGCCGACGUGUAUGGAUUCGAGCCGCACGGCUUGCACUCAUGCUUGCCGGCGGUUGGGGCGUCGUGCGCCUUGACGGUUUUUCUCACAACUGCACCCGGGGCGCAGCCGCAGGGACUGUUAGGCUCAUAUCUUUUUGCCGCGCUGAUUGGCCUUUCUUUUGCUGAUACAACGCGGUCUCUUGAGGAGCUCCUUGGGCAUUUACUGGCUAGCGUGUUUGCCGUGGUUCUUAUUGCCCCUCCUUGCCAUAUUUUUGGUUUGUUUUAA
Molecule: messenger RNA, 327 nt
Organism: Trypanosoma cruzi
Lineage: Eukaryota; Euglenozoa; Kinetoplastea; Trypanosomatida; Trypanosomatidae
Exons: 1
Coding region: 1-327 (108 amino acids)
Source: RefSeq, a predicted model, not a curated record